Glossina fuscipes is the source of this 745-nucleotide messenger RNA. It is a transcript of the gene Vps60, whose product is annotated as charged multivesicular body protein 5. Bases 1 to 684 code for a protein of 227 amino acids. Gene Ontology annotation, cellular component: multivesicular body. NCBI's taxonomy places the organism in Eukaryota, Metazoa, Arthropoda, Insecta, Diptera, Glossinidae. The record is from RefSeq and is a predicted model, not a curated record. The transcript has 4 exons. Gene Ontology annotation, biological process: vesicle budding from membrane; late endosome to vacuole transport via multivesicular body sorting pathway.
AUGAAUCGUUUAUUUGGUCGCAGUAAACCCAAGGAACCUGGUCCUAGCCUCGGCGAUUGUAUUAAAGGAGUGGAUGAACGAGCUGGAGCUAUAGAAGAGAAAAUAAAUAAAUUGGAAAAUGAAUUGCGUAAAUACCGUGAACAAAUGUCUAAAAUGCGUGAUGGUCCGGCAAAAAAUUCUGUAAAGCAGAAGGCUUUAAGAAUUUUAAAGCAGAAAAAGGCUUAUGAGCAACAAGCCGAAUCUUUGCGUAAUCAAUCCUUUAACAUGGAACAAGCGAAUUAUGCUGCGCAAUCUAUGAAAGAUACUCAAAUAACCGUGGCAGCUAUGAAAGAUGGUGUAAAACAAAUGCAAAAAGAAUUCAAGAAAAUUGAUAUUGACCAAAUUGAAGAUAUACAAGAUGAUAUGGCCGACAUGUUGGAGCAGGCCGAAGAAGUUCAAGAUGCUUUAGGUCGGACUUACGGUAUGCCUGAAGUCGAUGAUGAUGAAUUAGCUGCUGAAUUGGAAGCCCUAGGCGAUGAAAUCGCUUUAGAUGAUGAUACCAGCUAUUUAGAUGAUGUGGUUAAAGCUCCGGCAGCACCCGAUAGGGAACCGGGAGCCGAUAGUAUUAUAUCGGGCAAUAAGAACUCCAUAGAAACUGAUGAAUUCGGUUUACCUAAAGUACCGACUACAGUAAAAACUACUUAAAAUUUCUUUCGAACGAAAAGUUUAAUUACUAAAAAUUAAUGUAUGCUUUAAAACAUAAAAA